AUGAUGUCAGCCAAAACUGAUAUUCCAACUGCAUCAUCACCACCAUCUCCAUCUCCAUCACCAACAACUGCAAAUUCUACUAUAACUACAAUCACAACAUCAUCACCCACUUCUGAAUCCAAACCUAGAGGAUUACCUUCAUCUGAACCCUAUCACUUUAACAUCCAACAACAACAGUACCACCACUUACACCACUACGGAAAUAACAAUAGGCUCUCAACGCGACAAGAUUUACAAGAAUUAAAAGAACAGGUGACAUCACACAACAACAACAACAAUAAUAAUACACCCACCACUAUGUCGUAUAAUUCAACACCUUCUACAAUAAUAACAGCAAACUUAAACCUGGUAAAUACAUUCCCACUUUCUGCAUCAACAACACCAACCACACUGACCACACUAACUACUAGUACAUCCACUAUAAUAAACGAAAACCCCAAAGACAAAGACAAAGAUAAAGAUAAAGAUAAAGAUAACCAUGACGUUGAUAACGAAGAUGAUGAUAUUCAGAAUAAACUAUUAUUAAAGGAACAAUCUUUAAAUGAUAUCAAACUUCAAUGCUCACGUUUAAUUUAUGAAUUAGAAGGGAAUAAUGAACCAGAAUUAAUCAUCAAGAAAUAUAUUCAAGAUUUGAAUAAAUAUAAUGAAUUAAAAGAUUUGGCACUACAAUUAAUUACCUUAAUUGCUGAUCAACGUAAAGUUAAAACUUCAGAUAUUUUACAAGAAAUGAAUAUUGAUAUAAAUAAUAAUGAAUAA
Messenger RNA from Candida dubliniensis CD36, 756 nucleotides. RefSeq lists its product as uncharacterized. Bases 1 to 756 code for a protein of 251 amino acids. Gene Ontology annotation, cellular component: Swi5-Sfr1 complex; Swi5-Swi2 complex. The record is from RefSeq and is a predicted model, not a curated record. Gene Ontology annotation, biological process: double-strand break repair via homologous recombination; meiotic DNA recombinase assembly involved in reciprocal meiotic recombination; meiotic joint molecule formation. NCBI's taxonomy places the organism in Eukaryota, Fungi, Ascomycota, Pichiomycetes, Serinales, Debaryomycetaceae. The transcript has a single exon.